AUGAUAUUCAACAUUGACAGUGAUCGUUUAUCGUUUUCCGAACCAGAUUUGCCAGCAUCGCUGAAACAUUUGGAUCGUUUUGCCAUUAAACAUCCGCACGAAUAUAUCACGGUCGAUGAGCUGAAGUUUUAUAGAAGACGUAGACCACCAGAACAUUUAACCAAAAGCCAUAUAUGUCUGAAAGAUUUGAAGAAUGAUUUAGUGCUUCCUUUUAGUCCCUUAAAGUCGGAAUAUAGAAGGAGUUAUCUUGACAUAGAGCUACCACUAAGAACUCUAUCGCUAAGAAGAGCCACCUCUUUGCGUUUGGAAGGUUUGAUGCCAUUGAAUAGAUCAGAACACCAAGAUCGUUAUCUGUGGUUUACACCAGAAGUUUCUAGAAGCUGCCGUUCAUAUCCCAUGAAAAAACCUGAAAGUCUACGUUUAGCUGGCGAUUUUGACAUGGAACCAGAAUAUCGUUCAUCCUAUAUAAUGCAUCCCAUGGUAGACCGCGCCACCAAGAUUCUACCCCGAGAAAUGUUCAGUUUACAAUCUCCUGUUAAGGCGAAUAAAACAGCAACAAAGUCAUCGGUUGACAUUGAAUUAAUUCAAAAAGUAAAUGAAGAUAAAGCACAACGCGAAAAGGCCAGUGAUUUACAACAGGAGUGUCAUUUGCAGAGAAGAGCCCUCACCGAUGACUAUCAGUUUAAUGUUUCACCCUCCGAAUAUCAAAGGCAAUUUGUGCCACAACUAAUUGAGAAGGCUCACUCCAUACCACAAAUAAGCCAUAUUAAAAUGCAGGGCGAUUUCCAUACCAUACCCGAGUAUCAAGACAGUUUUAAGAUGUAUGCCAACUAUGCUAAACCCAUGCCUAUUAUAAAAACUGACAAUUUACGCAUGUCGGGUUCGGAAAUUCAGACAAAUUCCCAUGAAGAUUCCAAAACUAUGCCAGAGUAUCGUGAGAAAUUCCACGAUCUACCGAAAGAGGUGGUAAAAGAGAAAUCUUUGAAAACAGAAGACCAUUUAAGACCGCAUGGAGAAUUUUCAAAAGAUGUGCCAGAAUAUUAUGAGAGCUUCCGUGAUCCCCAAGUCAGACAAUUGCCCGAAAAGGGUAAAUGCCGUGAACCUUACCUUCAUUUGAAGGGAAAACUCGAAUUUAAUCCGGAAUAUAGAAAUACAUAUUUAAAUUUUCCGCGCUCCAGACCGAUAGUACCAAAACCUACUUCCACUUUUCGUUUACCCACCUCUAAUACCACCACCACUACCACAAACUCUUCCCGCAAUAGAUCUUCAGUUUCACCACGAAAAUAUCAACAAGAUGCAUUAAACUCAACAACCAGUGUUGUAGAACCAGAAACUGAUAUCACAAUAACACCAGAAUACCGUAGAGCUUGUUAUAACUAUCAGAUUCGCGAAAGAUCACCAAAACAAAAAGCCGUCAUAGAGACUCCAAAGCCCAAAGAUGGCAAGAAAUUUCAUCGUAAAUCGGUUUCACCUCAAUAUCCAAAAAACACCACUGCCUUUAACCGUCAACGCCGAACUUUGGCAUUGGAGUCGCCACAAUCUUCUUCGCCCGGCCUCGAAAAUAUCAGACAACAAAAGACACCUAAGUUUGGUAGACGCGCUGCUGGAUCGGUUUUAAAGAAUGCGGAAAAUUGUCGUGCAAACACUUCGAUUAUAGAGGGCAAUCCCAAGUAUACCAUGACACAGCGUAAAGAUGCCUUCAAUUCGGAAAAUAUACAUGAUUCGUUUGUUGUUUUGGAAAACAAACCCUGUAAGCGUUCCCACUGGAUGAAAUAGUAUUAAGAGAAAUUUGACAAAUUAAUAAAACAAGAAUUUUUGAGUGCAAUUAA
Molecule: messenger RNA, 1829 nt
Organism: Calliphora vicina (urban bluebottle blowfly)
Lineage: Eukaryota; Metazoa; Arthropoda; Insecta; Diptera; Calliphoridae
Exons: 3
Coding region: 1-1776 (591 amino acids)
Source: RefSeq, a predicted model, not a curated record